Molecule: messenger RNA, 1596 nt
Organism: Babesia bigemina
Lineage: Eukaryota; Apicomplexa; Aconoidasida; Piroplasmida; Babesiidae
Product: protein disulfide-isomerase, putative
Exons: 7
Coding region: 1-1596 (531 amino acids)
Biological process (GO): response to endoplasmic reticulum stress; protein folding
Cellular component (GO): endoplasmic reticulum
Molecular function (GO): protein disulfide isomerase activity
Source: RefSeq, a predicted model, not a curated record
AUGAAUAGGCCUGUAUCCGCAUUGUUGGCCGUCGCUGGCUGCAUAGUUGCAUCAGUCAACUUCGUGCAGCCAGUUGUCGCCGAUCUUUACGUCCCAGAUCCUCCGUUGGCUGAGCAACUCACGGAGGAGACCUACGAGCAGUUCCUCCGGAGCACUGACAAGACUGCCAUCGUCUUCUCGUACCCUUCCGCGGCGGUGUUCGGACCUGGUAGCACCGUGGAAAUCGCCGUGGUGAGCAAGAUCCUUGAGGGCAACAGCAUGUGCAAAUUUGGCAUGUACCAAGUCAACCUCACCCUCAGCUCCCCUGUCGAGGCCAUGAAAACGUCCCUCAGCUACAUGAAGGACGGCCAGCUCAUCACAAUGCCGACUGAGCCGAAGAGGGUCACGGAUAUUAUGGCGUGGAUCACCCAGCAAAGGAUUUGCGAAAUGAGGCUGCCUUCAGUGGAGUCUUCACGCUACUACCUCAGGGCCAUCGAAAGCGGCCAUGUGAACACCCUGCUUUUCAUGGGCGAGGGGCACCACGAUCCUGAACUGGAGAAGAAGGUGUACGACACUCUGUUGAGCACUGGAUUGAAGUCACCGUUCAUGGUUGCAGACCGCGACGACAUCAUCCAGUACAUCUACAGGUUGCACACCCUGAGUGAGGACACUAUGAAGCCCGUGGGAGUCAUGGUGACGCGCAACAACCUCACACAGCACCCGAUCAAAAUCUACUGGAAGGACCUGCAUGACGUGGAAGCCCUCACCAAGUUCUUCUUCCGCGAGCUUAUCCCGCCGGUGCACGGCACGCAUUCAUACAUGCUUGACUCGGUCCUGGCCACGAACAAGACGAUGGUCUACAUCUACACCAAGGAGGAGCUCAUCGAGUAUGUUAUCGACGUAAACUGGCUGAACAAGUUCGCGCGCAAGCACAGCGACAGAUUUGUGUUCAUUCACUCCAAGGGUGACGAGGCUGUCGAAAAACGCCUCAACCAGCUCUUGAUCAUCGACAGCGACUACGUGGAUACGGCCGUUCGUGCGUUCGAGCUGCACCCCGAGAGGGGAGAGUUCGUCAAGUACAAGCCCAUCGACAUGCAAGAUGGUGUCAUAACGCAAGUGAAACUCAUGAACUUCGUAAACGAUCUGCGUAACGGUAAAAUCAGGCAUUUCGUUAAGUCGGAGCUGGCUGUGCCUGAGAACAUCGACGUCGGACACGUCAAAACCAUUGUCGGAGAGGACUUCCACAGGCGCGUGAUAGAAUCCGACGUCGACGUGCUGAUCGUGUUCUUCUCGCCAUGGUGUGGGCACUGCCACCACGCUAAGCGCGUCUUCCGCGAUCUGGGCAGGCGCCUGAAGAAGGACAAGUCCGUGAUGAUUGCCAAGUUCGACGCGUUCAACAAUGAGGUCGAACACAUGUCGUUCACGGAGUACCCGACGAUCAUGCUCUUCCCGCACGGCGCAAAGGACGAUCCCAUCCGAUACACCGGUGAUAUCUCGCUUCAGUCCCUGGCUCUCUUCCUUGAGAACGAGUGCAAGAAGCGCUACAUCAACGCAGCGGAGGUUCUGCAACGUGAGGUUCACCAAGAGCGUCUGUUCGAAGAGCACGACGAACUGUAA